AAACUGUUCUGUAUUUUAUUACAAGUGUAAUAACAGUACCUGAAACUAAAGUUUUUUAGUCUUUAAACAUAGUUCAACUUGUUUGUGAGUGUUAAGAAUGAGCAGGGAAACUGAGCGUAAGAUUUUGCGCCUCCUCCACGGCCAUAAAACUCGAACCCAACUCUGUCAAAUCCACGCACAUUUCCUUCGCCAUGGUCUCGACCAGCUCAACCAUAUUCUUGCUCAUUUUAUUUCUGUUUGCGGGUCUCAGAAUAAAAUGGCGUAUGCGAAUCGUGUUUUUCUACAAGCUCAAAACCCCAGUAUACUACCCUUCAAUGCUAUGAUUAAAGGGUACUCUUUAUCUGGACCCUAUGAAAACUCUGUUAGUUUUUUUAUGUCAAUGAGAGAGCGAGGCAUUUGUCCUGAUGAGUACACUUUUGCGCCUUUGCUUAAGGCUUGUUCGAAUAUUUGCACUCUUAAACUUGGCCAGUGUGUUCAUAAAGAUGCUAUAGUUCUUGGGUUUGAGUGUUUUAGCUCGAUACGGAUUGGAGUUGUUGAACUUUAUGCUAAGUGUGGGAUGUUAGAGGAUGCUGGGAAACUGUUUGAUGAAAUGUGUGAGAGAGAUGUGAUUGUUUGGAAUUUAAUGAUUCGUGGCUAUUGUAAAAGAGGAGAUGUUGACAUGGGUUUGUAUUUGUUUAGGAAAAUGAGUGAACGGAGUGUUGUUUCGUGGAACUUAAUGAUUUCUUGUUUGGCACAGAGUGGGAGGUUUAGUGAAGCUUUGGAGCUUUUUCAUGAAAUGCGGGAUCGGGGCGUUAAGCCGGACGAGGCGACCAUAGUCACUGUUUUGCCAAUUUGUGCUCGUUUGGAAGCUGUUAGUGUAGGGCAAGAAAUUAAGUCUUAUGCUGAGUCGAGUGGGCUCUAUCGAGACUUUGUUUCUGUAGGCAAUGCGUUAGUAGAUUUUUAUAGUAAAUGUGGCAUGUUGGAGACUGCUAGAAGUGUAUUUGAUGAGAUGCCUCAAAAGAGUGUGGUUUCUUGGAAUUCAAUGAUUUCGGCUAUGGCGUUUAACGGGAAGGGGGAAGUCGGACUAGAUUUGUUCGAGGAGAUGAUAAACAAAGGCAUGAAGCCUAAUGAGGCGACCUUUGUUGCAGUUUUAUCAUGUUGUUCUCAUGCAGGGUUGGUGGAAAGAGGGAGCGAUCUGUUUGCUUCGAUGACUGCAAAUCACCAAAUCAAACCGAAACUUGAGCAUUAUGGAUGCAUGGUUGAUCUACUUGGCCGUUGUGGAUGUGUAAGGGAGGCUUAUGAGUUGAUCAAAUCCAUGAUUGAGGCGCCAAAUGCUUCUUUAUGGGGUUCUUUGCUCAGUGCUUGCCGUACUCAUGGUGAGAUGGAACUUGCACAAGUUUCUGUCCAAGAGCUUAUAAAUCUCGAACCCUCGAAUUCCGGUAAUUAUGUGCUGUUGUCAAAUAUGUAUGCAGAAGAAAAGAAAUGGGAUAAAGUUGAGGAGGUUAGAGCAAUGAUGAGAGAUCGGAAUAUCAAGAAAGAAUCAGGGCAGAGUGCAGUGGGAUAGUUUCAAGAGUGAAGAACUUUAUGGAUCUCAUUUCUGCAUGAUUGAGUACUAUAUUGCGUAUGAAACUUGUUAAAGUCCUAUCUUUCUGUAUUUUGAAACUCGGAAACUUUAUAUCUAUAAUCAAUUCUUGAAAAGAAUGUGGUUUCUUCGUGCUCAAAAUGUUUUAAAAGCUUUUAGAGCUUUGAAACUUUCUAUUCAUAAUCUAUUCUUGUAAAAAAUGUGAUUUCACCGUUUUCCGCUGCGUUUUCCAUUUUCAUCCAACGUUAAUGAAAUAACGGUAUGUUUUCGAUAUGAAAUGACUGUUUGUUUUA
Mercurialis annua (annual mercury) is the source of this 1854-nucleotide messenger RNA. Its product is annotated as pentatricopeptide repeat-containing protein At1g09190. The record is from RefSeq and is a predicted model, not a curated record. NCBI's taxonomy places the organism in Eukaryota, Viridiplantae, Streptophyta, Magnoliopsida, Malpighiales, Euphorbiaceae. Gene Ontology annotation, biological process: RNA modification. Bases 98 to 1543 code for a protein of 481 amino acids. Gene Ontology annotation, molecular function: protein binding; RNA binding. The transcript has a single exon.